CUAUCGCGCAUGCGCUCAGUCGGCGUGAGGCUCACAAGGACCGGCUGCAGGAACCGGGGUGCUGAGAACACACCAGCAUUUGUUCACUGGAGAUCAGUUCUUCAACUCAUUGAUUGUACAAGGGAUUCAAACAUCUGACUGUCUGAAUUGCCAGAUGAUUGAUCGCAGUGAGAUAUCAUUCUCCUUCUCUCAGUGUGGGAAGGGAUUCACUCACAGCCUACCCACAGACACGCCAGUGAGUUCACAGUGGGGAGAGGCCAUUCACCUGCUCUGUGUGAGGGAGGGGAACUACUCAGUCAACCAGCCUGAAGAUACAUCAGCAAGUUCACACCACAGUGAGAUGCUCCACCUGUUCUGACAGCGGGAAGCAAUUCAUUCUGUCAUUGAUGCUGAAGAUAUAUCCAAAAAUUCACCAGUGAGGAGACGUUUCUCAGAGUGCAGGAAGGCACUGACACUAUCAACCACACUACAGAGACACCAGCAAAUUCACAUGGUGCCAUGGCCUUUCCCCACCUCUGAAUGUCGAAACAGAUUCAUUUAGUCAUCUCAAAUGAACGAACGUCACCAGUUCACACUGAGAAGAUGCCGCUCACCUGCUCAGACUGUGGGAAGGAGUUCACUUCAUUAUCUCAACUGAAGGUACAUCGGCGAGUUCACACUGGGGAGAGGCUGUUCACCUGCUCAGACUGUGGGAAGGAGUUCACUUCAUUAUCUCAAUUGAAGGUACAUCGGCGAGUUCACACUGGGGAGAGGCCGUUCACCUGCUCAGACUGUGGGAAGGAGUUCACUUCGUCAUCUCAACUGAAGGUACAUCGGCGAGUUCACACUGGGGAGAGGCCGUUCACCUGCUCAGAAUGUGGAGAGGCAUUCACUCGGUCAUCUCACCUACUGAGACACCAGCUGGUUCACACUGGGGAGAAACCGUUCAGCUGCUCAGAAUGUGGGAAGCGAUUCACUCGGUCAUCUCACCUACUGAGACACCAGCUGGUUCACACUGGGGAGAAACCGUUCAGCUGCUCAGAAUGUGGGAAGGCAUUCACUCGGUCAUCUCAACUACAGGAACAUCAGCAAACUCACACUGGGGAGAAACCGUUCAGCUGCUCAGAAUGUGGGAAGGGAUUCACUCGGUCAACUGACCUGAAGGUACAUCAGCAAGUUCAUUCUGGGGUGAGUCCGUUCACCUGCUCUGAAUGUGGGAAAGGUUUCAUGCACUCAUCCAAACUACGGAGACACUUGCUGGUUCACACUGAGGAGAGGCCAUUCACCUGCUCUGAGUGUGGGAAGGGAUUCACUCAGUCAUCCAAACUACAGACACACUGGCUGGUUCACACUGGGGAGAAACCGUUUGCCUGCUCAGUAUGUGAGAAAGGAUUCACACGGUCAUCUCAACUGAAGGAACAUCAGCGAGUUCACACUGGGGAGAAACCGUUCACCUGCUCAGACUGUGGGAAGGAGUUCGCUCGUGCAGCUCAGCUGAGCGUCCAUCAACGAUUUCACACCGGGGAGAAACCGUUCAGCUGCUCUGAAUGUGGGAAGAGAUUCACUCUGUCAUCUGACUUGAAAGUACAUCAGCGAGUUCACACUGGGGAGAGGCCAUUCACCUGCUCGGACUGUGGGAAGCGAUUCAUUCGGUCAUCUCAACUGAACACACAUCAGUGCUUUCACACUGGGGAGAAACCGUUCAUUUGCUCAGACUGUGGGAAAAGAUUCACUCUGUCAUUUCGCCUACUGAGGCACCAGUUAGUUCACACUGGGGAGAAACCGUUCAUCUGCUCAGACUGUGGGAAAAGAUUCACUCUGUCAUUUCGCCUACUGAGGCACCAGUUAGUUCACACUGGGGAGAAACCGUUCAUCUGCUCAGACUGUGGAAAGGAGUUCGCUCGAUCAUCUGGCUUGAAAAUACAUCAGCGAGUUCACACUGGGGAGAGGCCGUUCACCUGCUCAGACUGUGGAAAGGAGUUUGCUGGGUCAUCGGAUUUGAAAAUACAUCUGCGAGUUCACAUUGGGGAGAGGCCGUUCACCUGCUCUGUGUGUGGGAAGGGAUUCACUCACUCAUCCACCCUACAGAGACACCAGCUGGUUCACACUGGGGAAAGGCCAUUCACUUGUUCUGAAUGUGGGAAGGGAUUCACUCAGUCAUCCAACCUUUUGUCACACCAGCGAAUCCACACUGGGGAGAGGCCGUUCACCUGCUCAGAUUGUGGGAAGGCAUUCGCUCACUCAUCCACCCUUUUGUCACACCAGCGAAUCCACACUGGGGAGAGGCCCUGAAUGUGGGAAGGGAUUCACUCGGUCAUCCAAGCUACAGAGACACCAGUUAGUUCAUACUGGGGAGAAACCAUUCACUUUCUCAGAUUGUGGGAAGGGAUUCACUUAGUCAUCUGACUUGAAGCUACAUCAGCGAGUUCACACUGGGGACAGACCGUCAGACUAUAAGACUUAAGACCAGAAUAAGGCUGUUUACCCCAUCGAGUCUGUUCUGUCAUUUUAUCAUGGCUGAUCCAAAUUUGCUCUCCACUCCAAUCUCCUGUCUUGUCCCUGUAUCACUUCAUGCCCGGAUCAAUCAAGAUUCUAUCCACCUCUGCCCUAAAUGUACAUAAAGAAUUGGCCUCCACAGCUGCCUGUGGCACGGAAUUCCCCAGAUUCACCACUCUCUGUCCGUUCUCUGUCAUCUCCGUUCUAAAAGGACACCCCUCUAUUCUGAAGCUCUGUUCCCUGGUCGCAGACUCUUCCACCACAGGAAGCAUCCUUUCCACAUCCACUCUAUCAAGCCCUUCCACAGUUUGAUAAGUUUCCAUGAGGUCAGCCCUAAUUCCUCUGCUGAUACAGGCUCAGGCCCAUUGAACGCUCUUCAUAUGACAAUCCAUUCAAUCCUGGAAUCUGUUUUCGUGAACAUACUCUGAACCUUCUCCAGUUUCGGCACAUCCUUUCCAAGAUCAGGGGCCCAGACCUGUCCUCCGAGUGUGGCCUCACCAGUGAUGACCAAAUUCCCAAAUGACAUCCUCGCUGAUAUAUUGUAGAUCUCUCGAAAUGAAUGCUGACGUUGCGUUUGCCUUCCACACCACAGACUCGACCUGCAAAUUAACCUUCAGGGAAUCCUGAACAUGGACUCCCCGUGACCCUUUGCACCUCAGUUGUUCGGUAUUUUCUGUCCAUUUCGAAGAAGUUAACACUUUCAUUUCUUCUACCAAAAUGCAUGAACAUACACUUCCCGGCACUGUAUCCCAUCUGCUGUUUUUUUUUUCCCAUUCUCUAAAUCUAUCUCAGUCCUUCUGCACCCUCUCUACCGAAAACUACCUGCCCCUCCUCAUGUCUUCAUAUCAUCUGCAAACCUUGUAACAAAGCCAGCAAUUCUGUCUUCCAAACUAUUGGAAUAUUACAAAAAUCACCAGUCCGAACACAGAGCCCUGAGGAACACCACUAGUGACUGGCAGCCAACCAGAGUUGGCUCCCUUUAUUCCCAGUCUUUGCCUCCUACCAUUUAGCUUGUCAUGGUCCGGUCCGUGGACUCUAGGCUUCGGGUCUUCGGGCUGUCCAUUGUUUCAUUUGGGCUGAAUCACAGGCACCUGAUUCUCAAAUUGGGGCUGGAAUAUAAGUGGCCCUGGGUUCGACUGUAGGUGCGGGUUGGUCUUGUCAGUAUCCUGUCCUUGCCACUGUGGGGUAGGUCAGGCCGUCUUUGCCAUUGCCCUGCGGUUGAUUCUGUCCCUCCCUGUCCUCGCCUCCGUUGGGUAAGACAGGCCGGCUUUGCCGUUACCCUUCCCUGGACUGUUCCCUUCCCUUCCCUUCCAUCCCUUCCCCAUCUUUCAGCAACCCACGCCUGAAGCCUUGCCUGCAACCUCGCCUGUGUCAUCGCCUGAAUCACCAUCAAGUUUAACCGCUAGAGUGAGACUGGAGCCUUGUCAUGCCAACAGAAGGAACUGUUUAUCGAUGAGCUUGGAACUGUCUCUUUGUGUCCCCGUGUUUAGUGUCCGUGUAUGAGUCCCGGCCCUACGUCCUGUCCCCAAGGAGGGUUCCUGACUCUCUGUAAAGCCCCGGCCCUACGUCCUGUCCCCAAGGAGGGGUCCUGACUCUCUGUAAAGCCCCGGCCCUACGUCCUGUCCCCAAGGAGGGGUCCUGACUCUGUGUAAAGCCCCGGCCCUACGUCCUGUCCCCAAGGAGGGGUCCUGACUCUGAGUAAAGCCCCGACCCUACGUCCUGUCCCCAAGGAGGGGUCCUGACACUAUGUAAAGCCCCGGCCCUAUGUCCUGUCCCCAAGGAGGGGUCCUGACACUAUGUAAAGCCCCGGCCCUACGUCCUGUCCCCAAGGAGGGGUCCUGACUCUGUGUAAAUCCCCGGCCCUACGUCCUGUCCCCAAGGAGGGGUCCUGACUCUAUGUAAAGCCCCGGCCCUACUUCCUGUCCCCAAGGAGGGGUCCUGACUCUGUGUAAAUCCCCGGCCCUACGUCCUGUCCCCAAGGAGGGGUCCUCUAUGUAAAGCCCCGGCCCUACGUCCUGUCCCCAAGGAGGGGUCCUGACUCUGUGUAGAUCCCCGGCCCUACGUCCUGUCCCCAAGGAGGGGUCCUCUAUGUAAAGCCCCGGCCCUACGUCCUGUCACCAAGGAGGGGUCCUGACUCUAUGUAAAGCCCCGGCCCUACGUCCUGUCCCCAAGGAGGGGUCCUCUAUGUAAAGCCCUGGCCCUACGUCCUGUCCCCAAGGAGGGGUCCUGGCUCUGUGUUCUGUGUUCCUGUGCUCGAGUCCAAUGCUCAGUAGGAAGACUGUUUGCCGCUACUUGAGUGGACUGUCGUUGUUUGUUGUUCCGUGUCCAAGUCUCAGGCUUCGAGUCAAGUCCAGUCCGGGUCAAAGUCUCCGAGGAGGUUUCCACUCCAUGUUCAAGGCUCCGAGGAGUUUCCCAGUCCUAUUACCUUGCCACGUCCAGUCCUCGUCUGGAUCCGGAGUCCGAGCCCAAGUCAAGACCCAGGUUCCGGGGCCCUGUCCAGUCUAGUCUCCAGAUUCCAGCUGGUGUCUAGCAAGUGAUGAUAAAAAGCAGCUCUGCUGAGACACAGGCAGACACACCACGGGACACUGAAAGAGCGUUGUGCACCCAUGUGAAGGUGGGGGUUUGUAGGAUCGAUCAGGGGCUCACAGUGUGUAAAAGGUGCGACCGGUGGGGGCUUGUUUGUGUGUCCACCCUUGCCUGCGUGACAGGUCCACCACUGAUGAACGGUCGUACAUGGUCAUGGUCGAUGACUACAACAGGACAGGAAGCCAACGGACAGUUCGAUGGUAACGUGUGUGUGUCUCUCUCUCCCCCCUCCUCCCUCCACCUGAACUGAACUGAACUCUUCACCAUCGUAAAACUAACCAUUUACAUCUAGACUUUGAAAGAGCUAGGUUUUGAUUCCUAUUUCCACACUUCUGUACAUAUCAUUGCUAACCUGUUUCACAUAUUUGCAUUUUAUAGUACUGUAUUGCUUAGUUUACUAAUAAACACUAUUAGCUACAGUAA
This is a messenger RNA of Hypanus sabinus (Atlantic stingray), 5484 nucleotides long. Its product is annotated as zinc finger protein 420-like. Bases 520 to 2271 code for a protein of 583 amino acids. The record is from RefSeq and is a predicted model, not a curated record. NCBI's taxonomy places the organism in Eukaryota, Metazoa, Chordata, Chondrichthyes, Myliobatiformes, Dasyatidae. The transcript has 2 exons.